AUGCAAACAUUAUCAUUUUUACUUCAACAAAAAAUAUUGACAUACUUGAUGUCAAAUGGAAUUCCAUCGACAUUGAAGGAAUACAUUGUACCAUACAUUAGAAACCUUCCAAAGAGUGGACAUAAGAAUUCAGAUUUAUUCCGGAAGAUAAAUCUAAAUUCAUCACAUGUCGAACUAUCUUUGGUUUGUAAGAAUUGGUUCAAGUUUAUAUCGAUUCAAACAAACCGAAUCUAUUUAAAAUUGAAAACAAAGUACAAUUCCAAUAUUGAAUAUUACUUUGAAUUGCCUGGAUCGAGGAAACAAGAUAGUCAGUAUUCAUUAUACAACAAACAAAACAUUCACACUUUGUACUUGGGGGCAUGGGAUACCAUCCAUUACGAAGGUAAAUACGAUAUCGAAUUCAAAGAAACAAUCGAUAGUCUUCCAAACUUGGAGAGACUUAUCAUCAUAACAAAUAACCCAUACCUUCUUCUGGCAAUUCAUAAACAAUAUCCUUCAUUAAAGAUUGAAGUGCAUGUUGAAGAUCAUCAAUUCUUUUCGUAUAAAAAAGACAUUGAUCUAUCAUUUGUGGAGUUUAUUCAUAGCUAUGCCAUCCAUGUUGUUCAUGCUGAUCUCAGUAAAUACUAUCAAUUUGUAAAGGCAUGGAGAACGAAUUCAUUGGAACUUGAAUAUGGCUGUUUGGGUGAACAACAUUUUAGGCAUAUCUCCUAUUCGUUUUUGCUGGAAUUACAAUCACUUCAACAUCUUUUAAUCCAUGUCGAUCAUAUUGAUGCCAAAGAACUUGUACUCGUUGCAAAGAACAAUAUCUUGGAAUCAUUCAGUUCCGAUGUAUUCUUCAGACUAUUUAUGGGUUUUUCUAGGAAGGAAUGGUGUAGAUGCGUAGAUUUUCUAGAGAAAGGUGAUGAUAGUGAUGAUGAUGAUCGUGGUGAUAAUAAUGGUCUUGUUCCCCUGAAAUAUUGGCGAAAUUUUUGUUUGGCACUUGCAACCAACACCAAAUUGAAAUAUCUUCAUCUUGGUAAUACUUGUAAACACAAAAGGCUUUCCAAUAAACUUACGACGUUCAUUUCAUCGGAAUUCCUCACAUCUUUGAAAGCCAAUGGUACACUCGAAUCACUUUCAUUAUCAUGUAAUAUGCUAUCAGAUGAUUUCUAUGAAUCUUUGUUUUCUCAAUCAAACACAGAUACGAAUAGAACCAUCAAAAGCAUACAUCUUCGUUCAUAUAAUCUCGAUCGAUUGAAAUCAAUUGGAAGAAUGCUUGAACACAACCAAACAAUCAACCAUUUAACAUUUUCAAAGUAUAUAAAUAGCAAAGAUGAAAACAAUAGUGAUACAAAUCAAGCAAUAGAUUCAUUCGUUAGUUCACUUGCUCUCAACAAAACAUUGAUAUCAUUGACAAUCGCAGAGAAUACAUUUACUACAGAUCUUCUUUCAAAACUUUCUCUGUCAUCAACAUUAUCUUUUAUCUUAACAAAAAAGGAUCCAUAUGAAUAUUAUGGUGAACACACAAUUAAUGAAAACGAUGAUAUUGAAGAUGAAGAAGAAGAAGAAGAAGAAGAUAUUGAUGACGAUGAAGAUGGUGAUGAAGAAUAA
Heterostelium album PN500 is the source of this 1590-nucleotide messenger RNA. RefSeq lists its product as uncharacterized. Lineage: Eukaryota; Evosea; Eumycetozoa; Acytosteliales; Acytosteliaceae. The record is from RefSeq and is a predicted model, not a curated record. The transcript has a single exon. Bases 1 to 1590 code for a protein of 529 amino acids.